Molecule: messenger RNA, 2201 nt
Organism: Paralichthys olivaceus (Japanese flounder)
Lineage: Eukaryota; Metazoa; Chordata; Actinopteri; Pleuronectiformes; Paralichthyidae
Product: ankyrin repeat domain-containing protein SOWAHC-like
Molecular function (GO): protein binding
Source: RefSeq, a predicted model, not a curated record
CUCUCAACCUGCGCAGGUACACAAGACUUUAAUAUUUCGAAACCACUCGUCAAGGAUGGAAACAAAAUGCUGAUGUUUAAAGACAGUAGUCUGUCUGAGGAAGAGGUUCCAAUGGGCAGGUAAGGAGCAGCAAAGCUUUAUUUGAAAGAAACAGCAGCGGACAUAAGUCCUCAGGGUAUUCAGGACAGACAGGCUCUACCAGGCUUAGGUUACCGGAAGUGACAACCAGGUGAGGGCUCGGCAUGAGGCUCCUCCUUCGAAUGGUGUCUGUCCGUGUCAUGAGUUUGUUUGGAAAGUUAGAGAGGUGGACAGCAGCUCAGGUGAGAUGGGGAACACAGGAAGCUUUUGGGGAGAGAAGAGGGACUCCAAGAAACAGCAGGCGAGACAAGCACCUGCCAUACCAGAAAUCUCAGUGACUGAAGCGUCGCCUCUUUCGGAAGAGGAAUUUGUGUUCACCCUACCCAGCCCUGUAAGGACUAAUAGCACAGGACAGGCGGAUUCAGCUACUGCAGCGCAUAUUCAAGUUGUGAGCAGCAGCAGAAACUCUGAAGGAUCCCACUGCAGAUCCAGGCAGCCUGAGACAGACGACGUGGACAAUGAGGGACAGUUUGAUACUUGCAGUCUCAGUGGCAGUGAAGGUAACAGCAGCCGCAAACACUUCAUCCAGGUCAUGAUGGACACUUCCCCCCAGGUGAGGCGCAGCAUGGUGCUGCGCAGGUCAGUUUACCUGUCCUCCAGGAGUGUCAGUGACUCCGGCUCCAUGCUCUCCUCCACCCUGGAUGAAGACAGGACUUCAGUCACUCUGGACCCUCUGGAACAUGAGUGGAUGAUGUGUGCUUCAGAUGGUGAGUGGGACAGCUUGAACCGCCUCCUCUCCACUGAACCCAGUCUCAUCCUAAGGAAGGAUUUUGUCUCUGGGUUCACCUGCCUGCACUGGGCCGCCAAGCAUGGCAAUCCUGAGCUCAUAGCACUUAUUAUUAGCUUUGCCAAGCAGAACAACAUUCCAAUUGAUAUUGAUGUUAGAUCCAACACUGGCUACACGCCUCUACACAUAGCUGCUAUGCACAACCACAUGGAGGUGGUGAAGAUCCUGGUGGGCGCCUAUAAUGCUGAUGUAGAGACCAGAGACUAUAGUGGAAGGAAGGCCUGCCAGUACCUUACUGACAGUGUGAGUGUGGACAUACAGGACAUCAUAGGAGCUUACGAGCAAUCAAACUCAGAGAAUGCUGACUGCAGGGACAGAGGCCUUUGGAGGUUCUCCAAGGUUCUCCAAUCUAACCUGAAGCCCCUCUGGCUGCUGAACCUAAGUGACUUUGACUCUGUAGAUGGGGAGGGCCGAAUCAGAGAGAAACCCCUGAGGAGAAGGUCUUCUCUCAGCAGGAUGAAGCCAAAACUGCAGAGGCUUCGCUUGAGGGCAUCACAGAUUGUCCACAGCACAACUUUCCAUGAUACAGUAGACUUGGAGGGGUCUGAGGAAGAUUUCUGUAAGUCCAGACCUAAGACAAAUUUCUUUGGGUGAGACAGAGACAGCAAAAUCUUUAUUCUUGAUUAGGUGGAAGAUGUGUUAAAGCUCUCAGCUCCAACUACAUCUAUUAAAUUACAUCAAAUGCAAUUUGGACCCCUGGCACUCAUAUUUUAUUGGUAUUUAUUUGAGUUUUUCCAUAAUAAUUGUGUCAUAAAUGACUAAUUCACGUUCUGUUACAGUGUUUUAAUGACAGGACUGAUCGGAUAAAAACAUACUUUACUGUAACCACAUUUGUUGGGAAAUGAUUGCAGGUCAGCCAAAUUAUUUUGUUCUGUCCAGAGCUGACACUAAAGCCCCUUGACUUUUACUGGACCGCUGCAGAUUUCACUCAUGCAAUGUAAAGCGAUAGUUCAGCGCAAAAUGAAAACUCCACUUCUUCAGACAUAAUGAAACAACUGAAAAAAAAAAUGUAACGUGCCCCCUUACUGCUCGUGUGGUGUCAUCCAAGUGUCUGCAAGCCCUGAUUUUCAUGUUCGACUCAAAGCCUCAAAGUCCACUACCAGAACAUGCACCCCACGCGUGGCCUUGGGCAAGAGUGUGUGCAGUUUUCCGGUGUGCCCGUGGUUACGUGACUACUCCUCCAGGAGGAUCAGAGGACACUUAGGCUGAAAACACGGUGUAAAUGACGCUUUUUCGAAUAUGAAUGUCAGGGCUUGCGAACACUUGGAUGACACCA